This is a messenger RNA of Cuscuta europaea, 2458 nucleotides long. NCBI's taxonomy places the organism in Eukaryota, Viridiplantae, Streptophyta, Magnoliopsida, Solanales, Convolvulaceae. The record is from the annotation of a GenBank genome assembly.
ACCAACGAGAUCAUAUUAUCCAUUUCUCCCGUGAAUUCAUGAACACAGGAGCAACUACCUCCAGGAUGUCUCUCUCCACCGCCGUGAUCCGCGGCUCCACCACCAUCUCCCACCGCACUCGCCCGUUCCGCCUCCCCAUACACUCCAUUAGGAUUCUUCACGAACUCAAAUCACCCUUCAAAUUUCCCUCAAAUUCACCACAUUGCCGCGUUCUGGUCGUCCGUAGCUCAAGCAACAUCACUGCCAAGCCUUCAUCGGAAUUUCAGACGAAGUCCCGCGGUCCUAGUCAGGAAGACAAGCUGCACGCCAUCCGCGAACUAUUUUCGAGGCCAGAAAUUAACAUCGACGCCUAUAUCAUACCUUCGCAGGACGCCCACCAGAGUGAAUUCAUUGCUGGGUGUUAUAUGCGGAGAGCAUAUAUGUCUGGUUUCACUGGGAGUGCAGGAACAGCAGUUGUCACUAAGGAUAAAGCAGCCUUGUGGACAGAUGGGCGCUACUUUCUGCAGGCUGAGAAACAGUUGAGCCCUAGCUGGAUUCUCAUGCGAGCAGGUAAUUGGGGUGUGCCCACACCCAGCGAGUGGCUCACUAGUGUUCUCUCACCUGGUUGUAGGAUUGGAAUUGAUCCCUUUCUAUUUUCAUCCGAUGCCGCAGAAGAACUAAAAGUGGAAAUGAGUAAAGGAAAUCAUGAAUUGGUCUGCAUAUCCAACUUCAAUCUUGUUGAUGAAAUUUGGAAAGAAUCAAGACAGCAGCUUCCGAAAGAACCAGUUAGGAUGCACGACUUAAGAUAUGCCGGUGUAGAUGUCUCGUCAAAGCUACUAUCGUUGAGGACUGACUUAAUCAAUGCUGGUUCAUCUGCAAUUGUUGUUACAAUGCUAGAUGAAAUUGCCUGGCUAUUGAACUUGAGGGGCAGUGAUGUUCCACAUUCACCUGUCAUAUAUGCAUACUUGAUUGUGGAGAUUGAUGGAGCACAGUUAUUUGUUGAUGAUUCUAAAAUCACACCAGAAGUUAGGGAUUACUUGAAUAAUGCUGGCAUUAAACUGAGAGCAUAUGAAUCCAUUAUUUCAGAAAUUGAAAGUUUGGCAGAAAAAGGUGUGAAUCUUUGGCUGGACACAUCAUCUGUUAAUGCUGCUAUCACAAAUGCAUACAAGUCUGCAUGUGAUAGAUACUAUAGGAUCUGUGCAGUGAAGAAGGGAAAUAAAAAGGGCACAAAUCAUGAUUCCAAUGGCGAUUCUACGGGACCCCAUGCAUUAUAUAGGAGUUCUCCUGUCUCUAUGGCCAAAGCCGUGAAAAACAGUGCAGAAUUAGAAGGCAUGCAAAACUGUCAUCUGAGAGAUGCUGCUGCUCUAGCAGAAUUUUGGGCUUGGUUGGAGGAAGAAAUCUGCAAGAACGUGAGUUUGACAGAGGUAGAAGUUGCUGACAAACUUCUUGAAUUCCGUUCAAAGCAAUUUGGUUUUCUUGACACAAGUUUUGACACCAUAAGUGGUUCCGGCGCGAAUGGCGCUGUCAUCCAUUACAAACCAGAGCCUGAUAGUUGCAGCACUGUGAGUCAACAUGAACUUUUCCUUUUAGACAGUGGUGCUCAAUAUGUUGAUGGAACAACUGACGUAACAAGGACAGUCCAUUUUGGUGAGCCGUCUUCACGCGAGAAAGAAUGUUUCACUCGGGUUCUGCAGGGUCACAUAGCUCUUGAUCAGGCUGUCUUCCCUGAAAACACUCCAGGUUUUGUACUUGAUGCAUUUGCAAGGUCACCCUUGUGGAAGGUUGGCCUUGAUUACCGGCAUGGAACUGGGCAUGGUGUAGGAGCUGCAUUGAAUGUCCAUGAGGGCCCACAAAGCAUUAGUUUUCGAUUUGGAAACAAAACUUGUUUGGUGCCAGGAAUGGUAGUCAGCAAUGAGCCUGGCUACUAUCAAGACUAUUCCUUUGGCAUUCGGAUUGAGAAUCUUCUUUAUGUCAAGGAAGUGAACACUCCAAAUCGUUUUGGUGGAACUGGGUACCUUGGAUUUGGAAAGCUUACUUUUGUCCCAAUACAGACUAAAUGUGUAGAUUUAUUGUUACUCUCUGCUGAUGAAAUUGGCUGGCUAAAUACUUACCACUUGCAAGUCUGGGAGAAGGUCUCGACUUUACUUGAUGGUCAGCCGCGCGAAUGGCUGUGGCGCAACACCAGGCCCGUCGUCAAGCCUGUAUCCUCAUUGGGUUCUUAAUUAGUUCGUUGGUGCGAAUUUGUAAUGAGCUGACCGCUGCAUUGUACAAUGUAAGAUUGAAAAGUUAAGGUUCAGUGGUGUGAUAGACAUUUCGUGUAAAGCAAACUUGUAAACCAGAGAUAUGGUAAGCAUAGCAGCCUGUCUUUGUUCCAUUGCACGCCUUUCAAAAUCGUAAUAGUUUAAUGAUGCUCAAUUAGAAGUUUAGAACAUUGGAAAAUGCUAGAAAGGAAAUUAUACUCCGUAUGAAAUUUGGAACA